Messenger RNA from Rhinichthys klamathensis goyatoka, 2000 nucleotides. RefSeq names its product melatonin receptor type 1Ba (gene mtnr1ba). The record is from RefSeq and is a predicted model, not a curated record. NCBI's taxonomy places the organism in Eukaryota, Metazoa, Chordata, Actinopteri, Cypriniformes, Leuciscidae. Gene Ontology annotation, cellular component: membrane. Gene Ontology annotation, molecular function: melatonin receptor activity. Bases 622 to 1719 code for a protein of 365 amino acids. Gene Ontology annotation, biological process: G protein-coupled receptor signaling pathway. The transcript is spliced from 2 exons.
CGACACACACUGGUGUCAAAACCAUACUGCACUUAAUGGUUUCACACUCCUGAGGCGGGAAUUCAUCCGAAACGGGAGCCUCGCGCAUCGGAUUCCGUCGUCACCGAGUGAAUUAAUAAAUAAAUAAAGUCUGACUGACUGGACUUACAGACGAGCUGAAGAGUCCCACGUUUGACAGCUUUUUGGAGGCGUCUCAGCUCGAUUCAAUGCAAAUACGCUGAAGGAGAAGAGGAGGGAAAGGAGUGAACCCACGCCAGCGUGAUCCCUCAGUUAUCAAUGGCAAACACCGGAGCGCACGCGACUGGAGCGAGAAGCUCGAGACCAUCUCGUGCGUCGCCGCGCUCUCGCCGCGAGUGAGUUUUAAAAGGCGCGCGGCGAGGGGGAGAGAGAGAGAGCACCGUGAAGUUGAAGAUAAUCGCCAGUCAAGACAAUAGACGGGUGGAAAAUUUGUUUCAUGUGGCAGAUUAGUGAGAAAACAGCACCCGUCACCGCGAGCUUCCCAAGGAUUGCUGAGAAUAUGGUAAUGUGUAGCCUAAUUGUUGACGAAGGUGAAGAUGACUGAAGCUUCGUGAGAAAGAUACCGAGCGUGUUUUUGGUGAGAGAGGGUGAAGUUUAUUCGACAUGCCCGAGAAUGUCUCGCUCGUCAGGAACCGGACGGAAGACGGGCAGGGUCGCGCUUGGGGUAGCGGAGCGGGCGCGCGGCCAGCAUGGGUCGUCAUGGUGCUGGCCGGUGUGCUGAUCUUCACGAGCGUGGUGGAUGUGCUCGGUAACGUGCUGGUGAUCAUCUCGGUGCUCAGAAAUAGAAAACUGAGAAACGCGGGUAAUGCGUUUGUAGUGAGUCUGGCUUUCGCCGACCUUCUGGUGGUUUGCUACCCCUACCCUCUGGUCUUGCACGCCAUGCUGCACGCAGACUGGUUGCCGGGGGAGAUGGAGUGUAAGGUCAGCGGCUUCCUGAUGGGAGCGAGCGUCAUCGGCUCCAUCUUCAACAUCACCGCCAUCGCCAUCAACCGCUACUGUUUCAUCUGUCAGACAAACACCUACGAGAAAAUCUACGGCCGUGCCGGAACCCUGGCGCUACUGGUGUUGGUCUGGGUACUCACCGCCCUUGCCAUUCUUCCAAACCUGGCGCUGGGGUCGUUGACGUACGACCCCCGCGUAUAUUCAUGCACUUUUAGUCAGACGACAAGCGCGGGAUACACCAUCGCUGUGGUGACCGUGCAUUUCCUGCUUCCUAUCGCAGUAGUUACGUUCUGUUAUCUGAGGAUUUGGGUGCUGGUGCUCCGUGUGAGGAGGCGGGUCACAACCGACGUCAGGCCACGCCUCCGUCCGAAUGAAUUGCGCCACUUCUUGACCAUGUUCGUCGUCUUCGUGCUGUUUGCCGUCUGCUGGGCGCCGCUGAAUUUGAUUGGCCUGGCUGUAGCGAUGGACCCGCCCAAUGUUGCGCCCUUGGUCCCUGAUUGGCUGUUUGUGGUUAGUUAUUUCAUGGCUUACUUUAACUCCUGCCUGAACGCCGUAGUGUACGGGCUGCUCAAUCAGAACUUCCGCAGAGAAUACCGCAGAAUACUUCUGUCGCUUUGUAAGCCACGCCUCUUCCUGCAGGAGACAUCAAAGGGCGGGACUGAGCGCAGCAACAAACAUUCGCCUGGCAACAACAACAACGACGAUCAGCCCAAAGAGAACACAGUACAAUUCACCCACAAUCCAACUGUUCACAAAUAGAUAUCAAAGAGAGAAUGCUGCAAAAAGGUUUUAAAUGGCACCCACAAAUGUUUUUAAAAUAACGUUUUUAUGUCUCACUUUAGAUAUCACCAUCUGCAAAAAAACCAAAAACCUAUUGUUGAAUAACCAUAAAAUUUAAAUAAUCCUCGGUAUUACAAGAAUUAAUUGCAUCUCACAUGUAUUGCAAUCACAUUGAAUUAAUGCAUGCUAAUGAUUGAGAACAGUGCAAUAAGUCAUUACCAGACAAAAGGUGCAAGCAAGCUCGACAAUGACAAAGACUG